Messenger RNA from Paramuricea clavata, 2138 nucleotides. The record is from the annotation of a GenBank genome assembly. NCBI's taxonomy places the organism in Eukaryota, Metazoa, Cnidaria, Anthozoa, Malacalcyonacea, Plexauridae.
AGCUCUUUUUCAUCUCUUAAUCAUGAACACGGAACGAAGAAUACUAAACUAUCGUAAUACGUGUAUUAAAUUUGUUUGCAAGCUAUGAGGGCUUGCAAAAUGGACGCUUUCUAAAGAGUGCUUGACAUUUUAGGAACGAGUAGCGCGCAAGUGAAUUGACGUUUGUACUCAAGAUUUUGAGAGUAUAAAAUGUCUGAACGGGAAACAAGCUCACGAGUAUCUCGCUCUCAACACGGGCACAGAUCUAGAAAACAUGCAGAGCAAACUUCGACAGAACGGGAACAGAAAAAGACCACGUCCAGAAUUCAGACGCUUGGCGCGGGAGAAUCUAUCAAAGAAAAGCAAGUCAGUAUAAGUAACGACGUGUUUAAUUUCAGUCUAUUGUUUGCAGCUAGUUAUAAGUUGUUUGUAACUUUAAAUACAACAUGAAUUGCUUGUUGCAUUUGUCUGCUAUAUAACAUUGAAGCAAUGUACAGUAAUAUAGUGUAUCAAUGUGUGCAGCCUAGCUCUUGUGUGGGAAAACAGUUUAGUAUUGAUAUAGAGUAUCAUUAGCGUAUCUUAUAAAACUACUUAGCGUUCAUGGUAUUUGUUUUAAAAGAGCAUUUGUCUAGUGUUCAAAUAAACUUUGCUCAAGUAUGUAUACCAGAAAAUAUUAAAAAUGUGUUAAGUAGUUCACUGUGAACAGAGACUUCUUAGCUCUCAUAGCAAACAGGCUGUAUACUAGGCUAUAGCUUUCAGGAAGCGUGAUUUGACACAUGUUUAUAUGUAAGCUGGGCUGGGCAGCUUUAAUAGCAAGACAGCCCGGUAAGCGAGAUCUCGCUGUGUAGUUAUUUUUAUAGUAAAAAUUACUGUGGAUUUAUAUGGAGCAGGCUUGGCCUGGUUGCCGAGAUCUCACUUGAAAGCUGCGAGGUCUCGCUUACCAGGAUGAAAAUUUCUCCAUGUAACACUCCCGGUUGCCGGGAUGAAAGUUCAAAAUGCUGCCACAAGCUAUUUUUAACAACUGCCAAAAGAAUAUCAAAACAGCAAAAUUGUCCAGGCAAGCAGGAUGAAAUUUUCUCAUAUAAACACACGAGAACUGCAUCCCACUUACCAGGCUGUCUCGGUAAGCGUGCCAGGCAGUCCGGCUUAGUGACUCAAAAUAAUGCACUUAGUGACUCAAAAUAAUUAAGAUUAUUUUUUGCACAAUAGUGCUUAUAGUAAAACCCACUUAUAUUCUAUGUCUACAGCAAAAAGCUCGGGAGGAAAGAGAGGCCAAACGGUCAAUGUUAGACCAAAGACAUGAUUAUAUUUUACAAUCACUUGCUGAUUGCUUGGAUGUCCCAUUUGAUGAAGUGACUGACUCAUUGCUUGAAGGAAGACAGGUACAUAUGGUCAUAGUACAAUUCCAUGUUGUUCCUUGCACAAUCAAAACUAUUUGUGUUCAUUGAAAUUUCCAUGUUUUUGCAAAAGUCUAACAGUAGUCAUGGUGGUGAUGUUCUAGCAAUAUCCCUCUUGAAAUAUCCCUCUUCCCCUGGGAAAAAUUAACAGUGUCUGUCAGGCAAACCUAAAUUACUGAAUUUGUCCUGUAGAAAGAUCUUAAAAUGUGGGUGCCAGGUGCAGGAGGUGACCACCCCUGCCCAGCAACAUCUUCACCAUACCCACAUCAGAAAGUUAUAUAGACAUUGACAAGUGGCUAAUUUUCUUACCCACAUCAGAAAGUUAUAUAGACAUUGACAAGUGGCUAAUUUUCUAUGAUAGUUACUGUGAUGAAGCAUUGAGUCAUAAACCCACCACACCCUAUAAUACCCCAUCCCCAGUAAAAUUCUGCACCCACAUUAAACAAUCACAGAUACAACCCCACAUUAAACCCUAAUUACAAGGAUUUGAUAUUUACAUUAUUUGCAUGAUACAUAUCUAAACUGUGUUUAGUUAGACAUUAUAACUCUAAUCUGAUGUUAAACAUUGUUAAUCUAGCCAAAAUAGCUUGUGAUUUAUUGCUUUUUAAUGUCAUUUAGAUUGAGAAUAUGGAUCAAUUUUUCAUACAAAAUGGACUGAAGCAUAUUAUUUUUUAUUACCAACAAACUGAAUCACUAAAUGAACCAGGUUGGAAAAGAGUUUGUUUAGUUUAGCCUGUUAAUGUCCAACAUGUACUAAAAUUG